AUGUCUGCCACAAUACCUUCUUCAAUUCCAUACUCAUCAUCCUCAAUUGAUAUCGCCUCUGCUUCUUUUCUAGCAUACGAAGACAUCAAUAUCUAUGGCAUGACUCCAAGUUUUGGUGGAAACCUAAGUUUGGCGAUAGUUAUGGGAAUUCUCUUCUUGCUCCAUUCAAUCCUAGGUUUCUACUUUAAACAAGCUUAUUUUGGCAUCGCAUUCUUCUGUGGUUGUGGUUUAGAAUUUGCUGGUUAUAUUGGCAGAACAUUAUCCCAUAGUGAUCCUGGAAAUGUGGACUAUUUUUUAUUACAAAUAAUCGCUCUAACAAUGGCCCCUGCGUUCAUAAUGGCAGGAAUCUACUAUCUAUUAGCAAAGUUGGUCGUUAUUUAUGGCGACUACUAUUCCAUCUUCAAACCAAUCGUCUAUUCCUACGUCUUUAUCUUUUGUGAUCUUAUUAGCUUGGUUCUCCAAGGUGCAGGUGGUGGAAUGGCUGCUGUAGCUUUAAAAGCUGAUAAUACCGACGAACAUUCUGCUGAUGCUGGAAAUAAUAUCAUGCUCGCAGGUCUUAUCUUCCAAGUCGUUUCAAUGUCCUUUUUCCUAUUCUUCUGGCUAGAAUUUAAAAACUCCUCCUUUUUCAAAAAAUUCUCCAAAAUUAUCGAUCUCUCAUCAAAGGACCAUUUAUUCAACCCAAACCCAAACUAUGUAAAGAUUCGCCAAAAUAAUAAAUUCCUAAAAUACUUCCCCAUAGUACUAACCCUAUCCGUCAUUUUCAUCUAUAUUCGUUGUUUCUACAGAGUCUUUGAAUUGGCUGAAGGUUGGAGAGGUGAAUUGAUCCUCAACGAAACAUACAUCUUCAUUCUAGAUUCCCUAAUGAUGGGUCUAGGUAUUGCAAUCCUAUUAUUGCCUUUCUACCCAGGCUAUCUUUUGAGAAGCAGAAACAUUGAUAUUACUGUCGGUUUCAAAAUCCACUGGACUGAUCUCAAAUUUAUUAAAAAGGACGUAAACAAAUUCCUUUCUGAAAUCAAAGAAAAUCAAAUCAAACCAACAAACUUUGAUCUGAAUUCAAAAGCAGACGAUGAAAAAUAUUUAAAUUCAAAAAAUGACAACUUCAAUUCAAUUACUUUAAACGAUUCUGUCUCUGCAAAUAUAAAUGCUUCGCCAAAGUCUCAAACUAAUAUUGUUUAG
Molecule: messenger RNA, 1176 nt
Organism: Ascoidea rubescens DSM 1968
Lineage: Eukaryota; Fungi; Ascomycota; Saccharomycetes; Ascoideales; Ascoideaceae
Product: RTA1 domain-containing protein
Exons: 2
Coding region: 1-1176 (391 amino acids)
Cellular component (GO): fungal-type vacuole; plasma membrane
Source: RefSeq, a predicted model, not a curated record